This is a messenger RNA of Vollenhovia emeryi, 759 nucleotides long. RefSeq lists its product as uncharacterized. The transcript has 2 exons. The annotation marks the transcript as partial. NCBI's taxonomy places the organism in Eukaryota, Metazoa, Arthropoda, Insecta, Hymenoptera, Formicidae. The record is from RefSeq and is a predicted model, not a curated record.
UCAAAACUAUUAACAAAGUGUUGAAAUUAUAUGUAGCCUGUGGACAAAAGGGCUAUGAAGAAAUGCGUCGACAAAAUUUGCCUUAUCCAAGCAUUCGGACUAUACAACAUCACAUACAAGGCUUGAAAUGUACAAACGUUCAACAGUGAAGAAAAGCAUGCAGUACUUCUCUUCGACGAAAUGUCAAUAAAACCUGGCUUACAAUACGAUCAUUCCAUUGCUUCAGUUGUGGGACGGCCAACAAUAAAACUAUCAGGUGGAUUUGACAGUUCUCAACAACAAGCAACUCAUGCUCUUGUUUUCAUGCUGUGCGGCAUUUCCUCAAAGUGGAAACAAACAAUAGCAUAUGAAUUUACAGCAAAUUCAUUUUGCUCACAAGAAAUAGUUCAAAUAAUUACAGCAAUUAUUCAAAAAGCAAAUGAUAUUGGCAUAAAAAUAAAAGCAGUCAUUUCCGAUAUGGGACCACAAAAUAGGAGUUGGUGGAGAAUCAUGAAUAUCACAGUUGGUAAACAUUCUAAAAUCAAUAAUUAUACUGCACAUCCAUGCUCUAAUGAGGAAAAAUUAUUUAUUAUGCCAGAUUCAGUCCACGUGUAUAAAACCGUUGCGUGCUCGUUAACAACAGGCAACAAAUUUUAUUUGGACGAUACACUUGUCAGACUAUAUAACUUACCACAUAACGAAAUAUCAAUGAAACCUAUUCGCGAAGUACAUAAUUUAGAAAAAAAUGAUUCAUUGAAGCUGUGUCCACAUCUAAAAGAA